Messenger RNA from Photinus pyralis (common eastern firefly), 1439 nucleotides. RefSeq names its product programmed cell death 6-interacting protein-like. The record is from RefSeq and is a predicted model, not a curated record. The transcript has 8 exons. Gene Ontology annotation, biological process: mitotic cytokinesis. Lineage: Eukaryota; Metazoa; Arthropoda; Insecta; Coleoptera; Lampyridae. The coding region runs from base 162 to 1424 and encodes 420 amino acids. Gene Ontology annotation, cellular component: endosome.
AUUCGUAGACAGUUCGUACUUUGACCAUUGUCCUUGACGGUUAAUCAUCCUAAAUAAAAGAAAGAUUUAGAUUGGUUGGAGGUGAUAUCACCUCUUCAAAAUACCACUGUAAUAAAUAAUUGGUGUCCAGAAUUCCUUUGUGAAUUCCUCAAUACCUAAAAAUGGCAGAUUUAUUAUCGGUGCCCUUAAAGAAACCGUCAGAAGUUGAUAUUGUGAACCCCUUGAAGAAUCUAAUUCAGUCCAGGUACAGCACUGCGGACCAACCCGAAGACUAUUCUGAACAAAUCAACGAGUUUUCCAAGUUACGGAAUAAUGCUAUCUGGCGAGCAUUUGAGAAGUACGAAAGUUCGUUGGAAGUCAUUUACAGCUACUAUGAUCAACUUGUUUCUUUGGAAACGAAAGUACCCGCACAAGAAGUCCAAAUACCCUUCAAGUGGAAGGAUGCUUUCGAUAAAGGGUCCAUUUUUGGUGGUCGAAUAAGUUUAACAAUUUCAUCUUUGGCAUACGAAAAAAUGUGCAUCCUCUUUAACAUUGCAGCGCUACAGAGUUCAGUGGCUGCAACACAAAGUGUUGAGAAUGAUGAAAGCUUGAAACUGGCCGCUAAACUGUUGCAGCAAGCUGCAGGCAUUUUUUCCCAUUUGAAAUCUACAGUAAUGUUAUCGAUUCAACAAGAUCCGACACCAGAUUUAAAUCCCGAUACUCUUGGAGCAUUGUCGGCGUUAAUGUUAGCUCAGGCCCAAGAAAUAUUUGUCCUGAAAGCUAUUCACGAUGAAAUGAAGGAUCAAAUUGUUGCGAAAUUAUCGUCGCAGUGUGAAGACUUAUAUAGUGAAUGUUUGAAAAUGUUUCAACGUGAAAAUUUAAAGCAACUUUGGGAUCGCGACUGGAUAGCCACUAUUGCAGGGAAGCAGGCGGGUUAUCAUGCUAUAGCCGAGUAUUAUCAAAGUCUCGUAUGUAAGAGCAACAAGAUUAUUGGGGAACAGAUCACUCGACUUGAGAGCGCCAUGGAACUUUUCAAAGCUGCACAAACCAGAUCUGGAAAGGCAGCUAUGUUCCAAGAUUUUGCCAACAAAGCACAAAGAAAUUUAAACGAAGCAAAAAAAGACAAUGACUUUAUUUACCACGAAAGAAUACCCGAUAUCAAAUCUGUUGCUGCUAUUGGGAAAGCACAACUUGCUAAGAUCGUACCCUUGGGUUAUCCUUUAAGCCAAAAUUUCCAAGAUUUGUUCAGUGAACUUGUGCCUGUCGUUGUCCAUCAAGCAAUGGCAGCUUAUGAGCUUCGGAAGAAUGAAAUUCAAAAUGGGGAAAUAUCAAAAUUACGUGAUUCUACACAAUUUUUGAAUAGGUAUGCUUUACUAGUAUAUAAUUUAAAUGAGUAUUGCUCACAAACAAAUCUUAUCUUUUCCCCAAACUAUAAUGCACCAUAAAUAUGGCUAUUUAGG